This is a messenger RNA of Closterium sp. NIES-65, 489 nucleotides long. The record is from the annotation of a GenBank genome assembly. NCBI's taxonomy places the organism in Eukaryota, Viridiplantae, Streptophyta, Zygnematophyceae, Desmidiales, Closteriaceae.
AUGGGUGAGAAGCAGGAAUGGCUCCCGCGGAUGGACGAUGAGAAGCUCUCUGUCCGCGCCACUGCACGUCUCGCCGGGGUGCAGCCUGUCAGCGUCCGCCGGUGGAUAAGGGCGGCGGAUCGGAUUAAGAAGGCGGCACCGUCCAGGCGCCGACUCAACGUGCACGUCGCCCCUGAGGUGGAGGAGUGGGUGAACCCACUGUUCGCCACAGCCGCGGAGGAUGAGGAGGCGGCAAAGGCUGCGGAUGCUGAGGAUGCCGGGGACUUGGAGGAGGAGGAGGAGGAGAAGGAGGAGGAGGAGGAGGAGGAGGAGGAGGAGGAGGAGGAGGAGGAGGAGGAGGAGGAGGAGGAGGAGGAGGAGGAGGAGGAGGAGGAGGAGGUGGAGGAGGAGGAGGACGAUGUGGAUGACGAGGAAGAGGAGGCGGAGGGUGGGCUGGAGGAGGAUGCGAACGCUAAGUGCUUGAUGGAAUCUAACAUGACCAAGCCGUAG